AUGGACACAAUACUGAGGAGACGGGGCGCAUAUGUAUGCCGCAGCUGUACCAAGACCCUCCGGAGGCAAUUGAGCCGAAACUACUCGAGUGCGGCCUCCCAACCAGACAUUUACGAUGUAGUUUGCGUUGGGGGAGGUCCCGCGGGGUUGAGUCUGUUGACAGCGCUGCGAGCUAACCCAGUCACAUCCCACCUCCGAAUCGCCCUCGUCGAAGCGCAAGACCUGUCCAAGAUCCGGUCAUGGAAACUGCCCCCAGAUCGGUUCUCGAACCGAUGCAGCUCUCUCACCCCCUCAUCUGUCCAAUAUCUCGACCAGAUUGGCGCCUGGGGACACCUCGAGAGGAGCAGGGUGCAGGCGUUCCAGGAAAUACAGGUGUGGGAUGGCGUAACGGGUGCACGCAUCGAGUUUGACUGGGCCCCGGGCUCGGCCCCCGCAGCCGGGACGACCGUCGCGUACAUGAACGAGAAUCUGAACCUCACCUCGGGAUUGUUAAAGAGGAUAGAAGAGUUGGGUGGUGUGGCUGUGUUUGACAAGGCCAAGGUGGAACGGAUCGCGUACCGGGAGGAAACGGGGGACCUAGACCUUCGCGAAUGGCCCGUUGUUCACUUGGCCGGGGGCAAACAGCUUGCUGCCCGGCUCCUUGUCGGCGCAGAUGGCGCCAACAGUCCGGUGCGCUCGUUUGCUGGGAUCGAGGCUCGUGGCUGGGACUACGACCGACACGGUGUUGUGGCUACCCUGGAGAUGGAAGGGGAGGGUUGGGGGAGCGGAAAUGAGGUCAAGAUCGCCUACCAACGGUUCCUCCCCACUGGGCCUGUCGCGAUGCUGCCUCUCCCAGGGAACUACUCCACGCUAGUCUGGUCAACCACACCCAGCAACGCCUCCUUGCUCAAGAGCCUCUCAGCCAAAGAUUUCAUCGCCAUGGUGAACGCCGCCUUCCGCCUAACCCCAACCGACCUCGCAUACAUGCACACCCAAUCCUCCGGCCAAGCCGCCGAAUAUACCUGGAGGCUCCAACACACCCCCUUCAACCACCGCGCCGUGCCCCAAACGGCCCUGGCCGUCCAAGACGGCACGGUAGCCUCCUUCCCGCUCAAAAUGCGCCACGCGGACACCUACACGACCGAUCGCAUCGCCCUCGUCGGCGACGCGGCACACACCAUCCACCCGCUCGCCGGCCAGGGCCUGAACCAGGGCCAGGGCGACGUGCAGAGCCUCGCCAAGACGAUUGAGUAUGCCGUCCGCCAUGGGCAAGAUAUUGGCGUGGCCAUGUCGCUGGAGCCGUAUGUCGCGGAGCGGUAUGCCGCGAACCAUGUGCUGCUUGGGGUUUGUGAUAAGCUGCAUAAGCUUUACUCGGUGGGUAGUGGUCCGCUGGUGCCGUUGCGGUCGGUUGGGUUGAGUGCUGUUAAUGCUUUGGGCCCGCUCAAGACGUUUUUUAUGAACCAGGCCGCUGGGAACGGGGUCAAGGUUUUUUGA
Messenger RNA from Dichotomopilus funicola, 1473 nucleotides. RefSeq lists its product as uncharacterized. The transcript has 2 exons. Gene Ontology annotation, cellular component: mitochondrion. Gene Ontology annotation, molecular function: 2-octaprenyl-6-methoxyphenol hydroxylase activity; oxidoreductase activity, acting on paired donors, with incorporation or reduction of molecular oxygen, NAD(P)H as one donor, and incorporation of one atom of oxygen; FAD binding. The record is from RefSeq and is a predicted model, not a curated record. Gene Ontology annotation, biological process: ubiquinone biosynthetic process. Lineage: Eukaryota; Fungi; Ascomycota; Sordariomycetes; Sordariales; Chaetomiaceae. The coding region runs from base 1 to 1473 and encodes 490 amino acids.